CGAUUCAAAAUUGAGCGUCUGUCAAAUGUUUGACACAUGACAUUUCACAAAUGUACAAACACACAUUUGCGGUAGCACACUUCGUUGACAGCUUUCAUUUCUCAGGUCUUUUCCGCUUAACUUCUCAACAUGGGUCGUGUUCGUACGAAGACUAUCAAGAAGGCCGCUAAGGUCAUUAUUGAAAAAUACUACACCCGCUUGACCAUGGAUUUCCACACAAAUAAGCGUAUUUGUGAAGAAGUCGCCAUUAUUCCAACCAAAUCACUUCGUAACAAAAUCGCUGGAUACGUUACGCAUUUAAUGGGCCGUCUUCGUCACUCACAAGUGCGCGGUAUUUCAAUCAAAUUGCAAGAAGAAGAACGUGAACGUCGUGAUAACUAUGUACCAGCUGUAUCAGCAUUGGAACAUGAUAUCAUCGAAGUUGAUCCAGAAACCAAGGAGAUGUUGAAACUUUUGGACUUUAACAACAUCAGUGGUCUUCAACUUACACAAGCCACCACCCAAAAUUACAACAACCGUCGUAAUUAAAUUUUGAAAAUUUACAUUAAAUGGCAACACAUAAUGUAUAAUGUGCGACGCAACCUCUUUUGUGCUCUCAUAACAACGAGUGUAUGAAAAUAAAUUGAUUUAACAUCAACAUCAAAUAAAACACAAUACAAUUAUUGAA
Molecule: messenger RNA, 667 nt
Organism: Contarinia nasturtii (swede midge)
Lineage: Eukaryota; Metazoa; Arthropoda; Insecta; Diptera; Cecidomyiidae
Gene: RpS17
Product: 40S ribosomal protein S17
Exons: 3
Coding region: 130-528 (132 amino acids)
Biological process (GO): translation
Cellular component (GO): ribosome
Molecular function (GO): structural constituent of ribosome
Source: RefSeq, a predicted model, not a curated record